GCUGGGGGGUGGCCCUGUCGCCGCUACCGGGCCGGAGUGGGAGGGGUUUGGCGGCGGCCCGCGCGGUGGCGGCAGAGGCGGCCCUGGGCUCGGACUGGGAUGGAGCAGAAGCACGCCGGGCGCGGGAGAACACGCAGCUGACAGAGCCGUGCUGCGUUCCCCUUUCUUCCCCGCCAGCCGCCCGAGCCACCCCGCUCGCAGAGCUGCGGGCGGGCAGAGCAGUAGCGCUGCGCGCGCGGUCUCUCGGCCAGUCCCGGCAAACUCUUCUACCGCCGGAGCCGGACUCGGCACCAAGCAGCAGGGUACCAUGGUCUGCAAGACUCUCUUCGCCCUUUGCAUCUUCACAGCAGGACUGAGGGCACAGAGUCUGCCUCCAGCAUCUGUCUUGCCUGUUUCUCUUUCGGCCAAGACUAUCCUGCCGACGGCCACCUGGACCAGCUCUCUGCAAAGACUUCCAGCCUCCCCUACCAGUGGCACGCCCAGCAACUCGGUGCUUCCCAUCACAACAGCGGUGCAGACUUCUCCCUUCCCCAAGAACGCAUCCAUAGAACCCAGAAAAGUGGAGGCCACCACUGCAGUCUCAAAACAGGUGGUCACAAGCACAGACUCCUCGCCCACAAGCAGUGGAGUCCAGUUAACACACACAUCCGUGGAGCACAGCCCCAGCACGCCCGAGCCCAGUGUGCCAACUGCCAGAUCACAGUCCUCUACUGUAUCCCCCACAGUCACCAUCUCUCAGGCUCCAGCCUCCUCACCACUACCAACCACACCCCCAGAGGUGUCUUCUGCCUCCAUCAGCACCAACCACAGCUCUGCUGAGAACAGCACCCAGCCCACAGAAGUCCCGGCCACACCAAAGUCCACAACAGAGGGGCACUGGUCUGACCACGUGCCCUCUACACCCACCUCUGCUGAGCCAGCGCCCGCAGAGACAACACCCCCAACCACCGUGUCAAGUGUAGUGACCUGUGGGGUGAAAGAGGUCGAGAUCACUACAGCGUCCCCUGGGGUGAUCAUGCAGGAAGUGGAGCACGCACUGAGUUCAGGCAGCAUCGCCGCCAUCACGGUAGCCGUCAUUGCUGUAGUGCUGUUGGUGUUUGGAGUCGCAGCUUAUCUGAAGAUCAGGCAUUCCACCUACGGAAGGCUUUUGGAUGAUCACGACUACGGGUCCUGGGGAAACUACAACAACCCUCUGUAUGAUGACUCCUAACAAAGGAACGUGGCCUGCGAUGAGGAAUUACUCUUCUUUAUUUAUAAGUGCUUAUCCAGUAGAAUUAAUUACAAGUACCUGAUGCCCACUGAGCGACAAUCUUAAGCCCUGUUUUGUUGGUAUGACUGUCCUGUUUUCCUCCCUCUCCUCUGGCUGCUACAACUUCCCCCUUUCUGGUACAAACAGAAUCAUUAUUUCAAGGUAUGCGAAGUCUGAUUUGCAGAUAAAAUGGGCCAACCUUGGGCAGGCCAGACCAGACCACAUGCUGGAGGCUUCUGUUCCCACCAUCCAACCCACGUCGAGGACUGAGGAAGAGGGACUGAGUUGUUUGGUCAGGGGUUACUUUUAGGGGAACUUUUUGUUUGUGGCAUUUCUUAAACUUUUAUUUAGGAAAUUAUAUUAACUAUCAAUGAGGUGAAAGGAAGUGCAGACGGGGAAGAUUUUGCCUUGUGUGUGUGUGUCCUCGCGCGUGUGCGCAUGCUGAAGCAGUUUCUCAGAUUCCUUUUUAUCCUUGUUUAUCUGGUUGUCUGACAGGACAGCUCUAGGCUCAACUAGCUGCAUACCAACUCCUGAGCUGCCUAAUUAAUGAAAGAGGAAACUAGAAGGUGCCCUGAGGAGGUCAACAGGCUGAAGAGCUACAUCUCCCACCUAUUCCCCCUCUAGAUCACUGGUAUUUGCUAAAGAUGCCCAGCCUGGCACAGCAGGUGUGUUCCUGUCCACAAGCUUGCAGGGGCACUGCCAGGAUAAGAGGUGAAGACAGGGAGAGGCAUGUGGCUUGAGCAUCCGGUGGGGGAGUGUGGGAUGGUGGAAGGUUAGGGGGAGCUCAGGAGCACUGAGCACCUGUCAGGGAAAGUGAAAAUCAGCCCUCAAUAAUAGCCAGAGAAUCCACAGACUCCUUGUGUAUACCCAUAAAUCUGGUUUGCUGCCUCUUGCCUGUUGGUUAAUGGCUGGAAACUGUUUUUAAAAGAAAAAUGUAAAGGCACUCAUCUGUCGGCAGUUGUUCUGAGGCAUUUCCACAAGAAACAGACACCACAAUUAAUCCACUGAUUUUUCUUACAUGUUCCCCUUACUAAUUCUGCCCGUCAGUAAAUGUCUCUCCUGGAUAAGUGAAGCUUUGCAAUGAUGAGUUUAGAGAAAGAAUUGGUCAUCUUCACUGACAGGUUUAUGAUAGUAGUCUUUAGACAACACGUGGUUUUUACCCCCAAGGACAUUGGGAAGUGUCUGGUGACAUUGUUACAGUUUGGGGGUAUCACAGCCAGGAGGGCAGAGGUUAGUGCACCACACCAUGAAUUCUCUGGCCCAACAUCAUACUGAACUUGAGAAACCCUGAUUUAUUGCAGUUUCCACUCCGAUGGAACAUGAUAUUCACAGACUAGCAACAGUUUUCAUUUUUAAUCAAAUUAUUUGUUAAAUAUUUAUUUCAAAAUAUUGACUGAUGGGUUGGUCAGGGCAUGAUUGAAUUCUUUUUGUAUGUAUGUUUUUCAUGGCUAUAGCUCUGUCUUACAAUGACUGCUAUUAGCAACCGGCAUCAAUGUGAUAAUUUCAUGGAGUAAAAAUUUAAUGCUGGGUGUCUUGCUUCAGAAUGUACCACAUGGUCCUACAAUGUCAUGAAGAACUUGAAACUGGAUCAUUUUAUAUUUCUAAACUUGGACAUGCUGCCAUGACUCUAUUUAGUUUACAUAAACUUGACUCUCAGCUCAUCCCAUCCCCUCUGUGGCCCAGCAAAACAGAGACACUGACAUGGUCUAGUCCUCUCUGGGUCAGAGGCCCUAGGGUUCAUGCCAUUUCCACACUGUGUCAGCCAACAAUCUGAAAGAAAUCAUUCCAAAACUCCUUAACUCCCAAAGGAGAGUAAGCAAUCACCAGAAAUAUACUACAACAGGAAUGGGUCAAAUCAGGAAUUUUGAUAAUUAGAAAUCAAGGAAAGUGGACAUGUCUAGAAAACAGGCCAGAAAUAACAUCUGGCCAUGUGUGGCUUAAAUAAUUUCUCCUCUUUCCAACUAUCCUCCCCUUCCUAGGUUUCCAGUUUAGCACAGGACUAGUCAAUAAAAACAGAUCAUUCCAUUCCAUGUAUUUUUUUCUCCCUCAACUGAAAAACAUUUUGAAAAGCCAUCCACCUCACCUUUGGAGAGGUGCACUUCUGGAUGUUGUUUUAGUCAUGGGUCGGAGAACUAGCCACUUCCCAGGGAACUCUGGUUGAUUGUAAGCCUCAGAGUCAGCAAACAAAAUGGGUUUGUUGCUAAUAAUUAUUUUCAAAUCCUGUGACAAACAGAAGGCUCUGGACUUAAUGUAGACUUAUUCAGCAAGUUGACAGCUUUUGUAACUAUUCAAGCACUCUUCGAUAUGUUAAUAUAAAUACCUGUGGGUUGAACCUCAUUUUACUCAAUGCAUUUUUUUUUUCUGAGUUGGCCAAAGGAUUUUAGCAACUGAAUUCAAUCAACAAACGCAUGCACACAUUUUGAAAUGUACGGUGGUCAUGGACGUCCUUUACCUCAGGGAAGUCUGUUCAGGUCUACCCAAGGGAAAGACUCCAGUAGAUCUAAACAACAUGUACCAUCCAGGGACAGGACUUGCCAUAAGAGAGACAAUGUCAGAGCUGGAGGAGACAAGCAGCCUCUUCCGGAGCAUAGAUCCUAAAUGGUGAGUGUGGGAUUCAACUUUGUGCCCCAUAGCAGCAGUGAAGUCUCCUGCCCUCCCUGGACGUCUGUGUCUUUGUUUCUUAAAUGGAGGUGACACUUUCAUAUGGUCCUCACCCCACGCUACCUCACAAGUA
Molecule: messenger RNA, 3983 nt
Organism: Condylura cristata (star-nosed mole)
Lineage: Eukaryota; Metazoa; Chordata; Mammalia; Eulipotyphla; Talpidae
Gene: PARM1
Product: prostate androgen-regulated mucin-like protein 1
Exons: 4
Coding region: 308-1210 (300 amino acids)
Cellular component (GO): early endosome; Golgi apparatus; late endosome
Source: RefSeq, a predicted model, not a curated record